AUGAUUGGAAAUCUACAAGAAACUAUUUCACAGUUGGUUUAUCUUACAAGAGACGUAAAAAAGUUGAAAGAAGAAAUUAUUACAAAGGACACUACUAUAGUAGCUAUGGAAAAGGAUAAAGAAGCAGUUGAAAAGAAGCAAAAUGAGAUUCUUUCAGAAUUGCGAAACUUUUAUGAACAACAGAUAGAAGAAAUCAAAGCUGAAAAUGAACGGAAACUACAACAAGUUCAACUUGACACCGAUACGCAAAUUGCACAGUUUACAUGCGAGGUUGAGGAGUUGACGAGCAAACUAAAUGAAGUGGAAGCGCAACACAAGGAUAAGAUGAAUAUGGUAGAACUAGAGUAUGAAGAAAAGCUUCAACGUAGUGCAGCGCAAGUCGCACAACUUCAAGACCAGCUAGCAAGGCAAAGUAUGAGUACUGAUGCGACCAUAGAUGCGUACCGACAGAGAUUAGAAGAACUGGAAGAAAAACUGAAGCAAAGCCAAUUCAAAGGAUACCUAGCUCAGAACAGAGACUUAUACAAUAACACUCGUUCUGUUGAUUUAAAUCCAGUGCUUGAGAGCCCUAACCAGCUGCCAAAAUGUAUGAUAAAUCAGAACAAGAUGCCAAGAGAAACUAAUUCUCUUCAAGUUAUAUACAGUGACAGUAAAACUCCAUGUACGAUGAGCAGCAACGAAAAGAAAGGGCAAUUCAAUAUUAAAAAAAAGCGUAAGCUCUACACUGACAAGGGCUAUCAAGACUUUUAA
Parnassius apollo (apollo) is the source of this 750-nucleotide messenger RNA. NCBI's taxonomy places the organism in Eukaryota, Metazoa, Arthropoda, Insecta, Lepidoptera, Papilionidae. The record is from the annotation of a GenBank genome assembly.